AUGUUUUUGAAUGAUCACCAACAGCUGCAUAUUGAAUCGGCUGCUGAAGAGGAUGCUGGACGUUAUUCGUGUGUUGCCGAAAAUAAACCAGGCAGAGUGGAGAAGGAUAUGAUCGUCGCCGUUCUUAAGCCGCCAGAGAUGGAAGAUUAUGAGCGAUUACUUGAAUCACCAGAAAACGAUUCAUUAACUCUAACUUGUCCCAUAAAUGAUCCAUCUGUCGAAAUGCAAUGGUUGAAGAAUGGUGUUCCAAUUACUACUUCCAGUAAAUUACAGCUAUCAGCUAGCAGGGCGAAGCUGCAUCUCAUGAACAGCCAGGUUUCCGAUUCUGGUCGUUACACAUGUCGCGCAUGGAAUGAUGCUGGAGAGGAUGUUUCUAAUAUGGAUGUUUUAGUAUUAAUUCCACCAAAAAUCGUCGGACCGUCGUUUCGUUCGAUUAAUUCAAUUCUCAAUCAGACAGUUCAUAUUGAAUGUAAAAUAACUGGUACACCACAACCAAAAGUAUUUUGGUCAUUCGAUGGUCGAAAAUUAUUUCCGUCCGAGAGAACGCAGAUAAGAAACAACGGCACAGUGCUCGUUCUAUCAGAAGUACAAACAAAUCAAGAAGGUCGAUAUUCCUGCAUAGCGACAAAUAAAGUUGGUCGAGCUGAGGCUGAUAUAUUUUUGCAAGUUACAGUGCCUCCACUGAUAACAACUCCAGCUGAUGAACUGAAAGUGAUUAAGGGUCAAGGGCAAACGAUUCGGUGCGAAGUAAGUGGUUCCCCUUCGCCAAAAGUUGAAUGGCUAAAGAAUGGACAGAAAUUCGAUUCGGCGAUGAUACAACGAUCGAGCAAUUUGCAUUACAUACAUUUAAGAGAAGCUCAAGUAAAAGAUGCUGGUCGUUAUACUUGCAUAGCAACAAACCGUGCAGGCGAGCAUCGAAUCACAAUUCAACUUCAUGUAUUAGUGCCGCCAGCAAUUUUUGAAGGAGAUCGAGUCCUUCAAGUAAAAGAGAAGACAAUGCUUACUGUAGAUUGUCAAGCCAAUGGUAUUCCUGCACCGCAAAUUUCAUGGAAACGAGAUGGUGUACCAGUAGAUACAGUUGAAGGAUCUCGACUUGUAAUAAAGUCACCAAAGGCAAAUGAUGCUGGAAGGUUUACAUGCGAAGCACGUAAUGAAGCGGGAAUAGCAACAGCAGAUUUCGAAAUUGACGUAUUCGUUAAACCACAAUUCAGAGAUUUGAUCUCAGAAAUAAGAGUUCUGGAAGGUGAGCGAGCAAGACUGGAAUGCAAAGCCGAUGGACAUCCUGAACCAUCCAUAGCGUGGUUACGCGGUGGUCGACUACUUGAAGACAUGAAGAACUUCAUAUUGAGCCCAAGGGGUGAAACUCUAAUGAUCCUAAAGGCGAAGAGAACUGAUGGUGGAAGUUACUCUUGCGUCGCCAAGAAUUAUGCUGGUAAAUCGGAAGCAAGCUUUACUGUUAUCGUCCUAAAUAGACCGCAUAUCGAGGAACUUAUCGAUCAAAAUCCAAAAGUUGUACUUAAUAAUGAUUUGGUGCUUCAUUGUCCAGUUCUUGGCAAUCCCAAGCCAAAGGUGGAAUGGUUUUUGAACGGUGUUUUAGUGAAAGGUGAUCGAUAUACUAUUAUUGAUGACACAGAUUUGAAAAUCUCAUCAUCACAGCAGACCGAUAGUGGACGCUAUUCAUGUCGAGCUAAAAAUGAAGCUGGAACCCUCAAUACGGAUUACGUUGUCGAAAUUAUUGGUCCUCCAAAAUUUCACCGUGGCGGCGAUGCGAAUUAUGAAGCUGUUCUCGGCGGGACUAUAACGAUGAACUGUGCUGUUGAUGCGGAACCGACACCUGAGAUCGUGUGGUACCGCAGUGAUACAGCAAUAUAUCUUUCGGAUAAUAUUCGGAUAUCAGAUGACGGACAGCAAAUAACGAUUCGUGGGAUACAAAUCAGCGAUGGUGGAAAAUAUACUUGUAAAGCGAAAAAUGAAGCUGGAUCCGCAGAUAUUGACUUGAACUUAAAGAUUCUUGUACCGCCGAAUAUUGAUAAAUCUAAUAUUAUUGGAAAUCCUUUGGCGAUUGCAGGAAGAUCGAUAUAUCUUGAGUGUCCUGUAACUGGCAUUCCGCAGCCAGAUAUAACUUGGCUCAAAGAUGGCUUAGUCAUAACAACCAGUGAGCAUUUUUCACUGGACCAGAAUAACCAAACGUUUGGUAUAAAAAUAGUUGAUAUCGAUGAUGCUGGCCGUUAUCAGUGUAUCGCUGAGAAUAGAGGAGGAACAGCAGAACAAGAAUUCAAGCUGGAAGUGUUAGUUCCUCCUGAACUUGAAACCACCGAGCCUCAAAAACAUAUCAAACACGAGAAGGAUAGCUUAACGCUUUGGUGUCCAGUAAGAUAUACACCUGAUAGUGUUUCUUUACCCGAUAUCCUUUGGUACAAAGAUGGUAGACCAAUUGAUACAAGGAGUUCAUCGAAUAUUAAGAUAACUUCAGAAGGUCAACGAUUACAGCUGAUAAAAACUACUUUAACAGAUGCUGGCAAUUAUUCAUGUGUCGCAUUAAAUAGGGCCGGUGAAACAUCAUUGACUUUCCACGUGGAAAUUCUUUCAAUGCCAAAGAUCGACAGUUCUUCACAGAUUGCGCAACCGCAUGUGAUUAUUGGUAAACCGGUAACAAUUUGGUGCAAGGUAACAGGGUAUCCAAUGCCAAUAAUCAAAUGGUUGAAAGAUGGAAAAGAACAAAACGUGAUGAAUCGAGCAGAUAUCCAAGUUCUUGAAAAUGGCCAAGGACUAAUGAUCCUAGAAACGAAAGAAGAACAUGCAGGAAUAUGGAUUUGUGAAGCUGAAAAUAAUGCAGGAAAAAAUCAAUUAGAUAUAACACUUGAUGUUUGGACGCCUCCAGUUGUUGCUAUAUCACCGAACGAUACUCUUCGUGCUCUUGAUACACCAAUUACCCUUUAUUGCGAAGCAACUGGAAAUCCCGAGCCAUCACUAUCUUGGAGCAAAGAAGGACAGCCAUUAAUAUCGUCUGUCGAAGGAGCACGAAUUUCGUUAAAAGGAAAACGAUUAGAUAUUCCCCGGCUCCGACAGUCGCAUGUUGGAGAAUAUUCAUGCAUUGCAACUAAUGAAGCUGGGAGAGCUGAAGCAGUGGUCCAUAUUGAUGUUUUAGUACCUCCUAUAAUAAAUCGAGAUAACAUUGAAAUGAGUCCAAGGCUACCAACUGGUCAAACUUUAACACUUCUCUGUGAUGCAACUGGAAAACCGAAACCAACGAUUCAGUGGUAUGCCAAUGAUACUUUAAUCGUCAACGGUAAAAAUAACAUCAGCAACAUAUCUCUACCUGACCAUGGAAUUUACAAAUGUAGUGCAUCAAAUAUUGCUGGAUACGAUGAACUCCUCUACACAGUAUCCAUAGUCCAAUCCCCAUGGAUAGGAAACGGUGGUACGGUACAAACUGUAGAAGGCGACAUUACCAAGAUGAUUUGUGAUGCUUAUGGUGAACCACCGCCAGUUGUGACCUGGCAGAGGAAUGGUAUUCGUGUCGAAAGUGGAGUUCGGUAUAUCAUUGAAGAUAAACUAUUGAAAAUACUCGAUACUCGAACGUCCGAUUCCGGAAUUUAUGUAUGUAUUGCAACAAAUGAAGCCGGAACUUCGCAACAAGCAUUUACGCUGGAAGUUCUAGUUGUACCACGAAUAACAAUGACAUCGCCAAACGAUUCUGUGGUUCCAGUGGGAGAACCAUUUAGCUUGAAAUGCGGAGCUCGAGGCUAUCCGGUUCCGGAUAUCGACUGGAUGGUUAAUGAUAAACUAAUUGAUGCUGAAAACGAAGGGUUUUCCGUUGGCCCACCAGUUGUCACAAAAAGAGGAAUUAAAAUAAUCAAUGCAACUGAGGGUGAUGCAUCUCUACUCGUUUGUGAAGUGGAAGGACUAACACCUCAAAUUCGUUGGUAUAAGGAUGGUUCGCCCUUAUCGAUAGAAUCAAACAUGGAAUUUAAUGAAGAUCGAACAGAACUGAAGAUUCAUGCAUCGCGAUUGCACGAUGAAGGAACAUACGAUUGUAUUGCGAUGAAUCCGGCAGGAAAUGCUACACAAAAUUUAUUACUUUAUGUGGGAGUUCCACCGAGAAUUACGGAAAAACCACGACGUAUCAUCGUUAAAAGUGGUCAAACAGCCAAAUUAUGGUGUGAAGCUGUCGGAAUACCUAAGCCACAUAUUACAUGGUUGAAAGAUGAUCAAGCUCUCGAGCAAGCUAUUUUGGACGAAUAUUCAGAUAUACUGAAAUCAGUAGCGGUGUUUCCGAAUAUAACCAGUGAGGAUGCUGGUGUCUACACGUGCAAAGCUGAAAAUUGGGCUGGAACGAGUUACAAAGACGUUGACUUAGUUGUAUUAAUUCCACCAACGAUCAGUCCUGAACGGCUAAAUGUUACCGGAGAAAUUUACGAUACAGUUAUAUUACCAUGUAACGCGUCUGGUAUACCGGAACCCGUCGUCUCUUGGAUUAAAAUGCCAAAUGUUAAUAUUGUUUCGAAUGGAGAAAAAUAUCAAAUUCUGGGCAGCUCGCUUGCAAUUCGAAAUAUUGCAGCAGAAGAUGAUGGUUUUUAUCACUGUGUCGCCAAAAGUAAUGCAGGACAGGCCAUUGGAUCUCGACGGCUUAUUGUCAUCGUUAGAACAACGUAUAUUGCCGCUCGAGGCGAUAUGCCUGAAUCUGACCAUAAUUUACUGCCAUGGAAGCAAGAAUAUCAGGAUCUGCCAGUAAAUGGAACGGAUGGAACUCUAAUUCGAUGCUUGCCUGGAGUACGUGAACCUAGACAUACCAUUUCCGGUAUUGCACCACGUUUUAUCCAUACUCCACAAUCGCAGUCUGUACCUAUUGGUUCGAUUGUCGAUCUAUAUUGCAGCGCCGUCGGCUCGCCAAUCCCGGAAAUCCGAUGGAGGUGGAAUAACAAAACGAUUGAUGAAGAAACGAAUACAAAUGGUUUCUCGAAAUUACGCCUUGUACUUGAUAAUCAUGAAGACAGUGGCGAAUAUGCAUGUGUGGCUGAUAAUGCCAUGGGUAGCAUUACUGCUUCGGUGCAGAUUACCAUUAUAGCGCCAUAA
Molecule: messenger RNA, 5076 nt
Organism: Dracunculus medinensis (Guinea worm)
Lineage: Eukaryota; Metazoa; Nematoda; Chromadorea; Rhabditida; Dracunculidae
Source: the annotation of a GenBank genome assembly